This is a messenger RNA of Dothidotthia symphoricarpi CBS 119687, 552 nucleotides long. RefSeq lists its product as uncharacterized. Lineage: Eukaryota; Fungi; Ascomycota; Dothideomycetes; Pleosporales; Dothidotthiaceae. Bases 1 to 552 code for a protein of 183 amino acids. The record is from RefSeq and is a predicted model, not a curated record. The transcript has a single exon.
AUGACGGGCAACAUUAGCCUCAUCACAGUCUUCAUACGUGCACUGGCUGCGUCGACAUCUGCACCUGCAAUCAACAGCCCACUGCUGUCUAGCUUUGACUGGGGAAACUCUACUCCAGAUUCGGUCUUCCAGUCUCUGCACCCACAUGGCGUAAGUCCAAAGCGGCACGCUCCCGCUCUUUCUGCAAGUCAGCAGAAGACGCAACAAACUCUCGUGGCAAUUGGUAUUGCAGCCGCUGUCACCAGCAUCAUCAUGCUGUUCACCAUUGGGUUUGUGUUCUGCCAGCGACGUAAGCGCAGGAGGUCGAUCACGAAAGAAACUUCGGAUCUAGAGAAGAUUGGUAAGAACUGCAGUUUGACUUUCCCGGUUGGUAAGACUUCUACACGGGGAAUCGGGGAGAAGAACUCUGCUGUGCCUAAUCUCCAGGUUGCCUGCCGUGUUCCGGAGAAGCACCAUGGUGCUGCUCACGCUCGUCUCCAUGCAGACGACGAAGCGCCAUUCGAAGAAGUAGAUUUAGCAGAUGCGGGACAGAGGAUGAUCAGGCGGGCGUAA